AUGCAAUCCACCUACAGUCCAGCAAUGCAAUUGACAAACCGCAACCUCUUCCAAACUUUUACCAGCGGGGUCUUGGUGGUUCUGGUGCUGCUAGUGGCGCAAGGAGCAGGGGCGCCACUUACACAGCGAACCGAGUUCACCGCCGGCGCUCUUCGAGUUCGCUCAAGGGUGUACAACGCAGCGGGAGCGCUCGUCGCUCGUACAUCGACCCUACACCGUCCAGCUCGUCACGUAUCACAGGCCCAGUCUCGCGGGGAUACGGCGCUGGAAAGCCAACGAGGAGCAAGGCCAACGCCCGCCGCCCAUCUCCAGGAACUCGAGGCUCGCAAUAUGUUCGGUCGCAUCAUCGACAAGGUCAAGGACUACGUUCUACCCCCCUCACCCGCGCAGGCCGCCGUUAGACCUGUCAAGUACGGUCAAACGGAGUAUGUGAUGAAGACGCAGCAGAGGUAUCAGGAGUUUUUGAGGAAGCAGGAGGAGGCGAGGAGGAAGCUGGAACAACAGGCGAGUGCGGGAGGGAGUGGUGCGCAGCUGAAGCCGCGCCCGCAGAGAGCUGAUUCGGUGUCGUCGGUGGCUUCUACUGAUUCUGGGAAGACACUCGUGUCGAGGCCGGCGACGCCGAAGAGGCAGGAUACCACUGGCUCCAUAAAGCGGCGAUCCUUGUCCCUUUUGCCUCGUUCCUGGGAGUUCGAAUAA
Molecule: messenger RNA, 696 nt
Organism: Coprinopsis cinerea okayama7#130
Lineage: Eukaryota; Fungi; Basidiomycota; Agaricomycetes; Agaricales; Psathyrellaceae
Exons: 1
Coding region: 1-696 (231 amino acids)
Source: RefSeq, a predicted model, not a curated record